Pieris brassicae (large cabbage white) is the source of this 1732-nucleotide messenger RNA. RefSeq names its product aldo-keto reductase AKR2E4-like. The record is from RefSeq and is a predicted model, not a curated record. The transcript is spliced from 7 exons. NCBI's taxonomy places the organism in Eukaryota, Metazoa, Arthropoda, Insecta, Lepidoptera, Pieridae. Gene Ontology annotation, molecular function: aldose reductase (NADPH) activity. Bases 87 to 1058 code for a protein of 323 amino acids. Gene Ontology annotation, cellular component: cytosol.
AGUUUUUUAAAUUAUAUUUUCGAAAGUACGAGUUAUCAGAAAUUGAUAUAAAACCCGUUGCAACGUCUGAAAAGUACGUUAAUACGAUGAAGGUAUUGACUUGUAGCACGUUACUUACUUUACUGUCAGCGUCACUGCUAGUUUCGGUGGACGGUUGCAAAAAAAAACUUAACGAUGGUAACGAGAUUCCAGACUUUGCUUUUGGUACAUUCAAACUGAAAACUCCUACACAAUCCAUUAGACGAGCGAUUGAAGCGGGCUAUCGACUUAUUGAUACAGCUGCCUUUUACGCAAAUGAAGAAGAAAUAGGAAAAGGUAUACGCGAUGUCAUUGAACGAGGGAUAGUUACACGCGCUGAAUUGUUUAUCAGUGGAAAAUUACUAAAUACUAAUCAUAGUAAGGAGCAAGUCAUACCAGCUCUUAAGUUGUCGUUAAAAAAGCUCGGAUUAGAAUACCUAGAUAUGUACUUGAUACAUUCGCCGAUGGCAACGACGAGUGAAGGUGAAAACAUUUGUCUGGACUAUGUCAAAACAUGGCGGGGAAUGGAAAACGCACAAAAGUUAGGAUUAGCCAGGUCAAUCGGUGUGUCCAAUUUCAAUAGCAAACAAAUAAACAGGAUACUAACGUUAUGUGACGUUCCGCCAGCUGUGAACGAAAUUGAGGUUAAUCCCACGUAUCCAAACCUUGCAUUGGUUGCAUACUGCAAAGUAAACAACAUUGCAGUGAUGGCGUAUUCGCCCUUUGGGUACAUGGUCCCUCGUCGAUAUGAUUUGGAAGAUUACAGUCCACCAAAAUUUAAUGACCCCUACUUUGUGAAGUUAGCACAUAAAUAUGGAAAGAAGACGUCGCAAAUCGCCAUGCGUUAUUUAAUCGACCGUAAUGUCAUACCCAUUCCACGAUCAGACAACCCGACCCAUAUACAAGAAAACAUCGACGUUUACGACUUUAAACUGACGACGAAAGAGGUUUCGACCAUAAAUACUUACGAUAUAAACACAAAAGUAUAUGAAUUAGGUUUUUUAAGAAAUAAUGUAUUUUACAGCUUUUAUCAGUCUUAGGAUCCCAUUUAAUUGUUGAUAUUUUUACCUGUUUCUCGAAUGAUUCUUUAAAUUCUACGGUAUCUUAUUUCUUAGUAUUUUUCUAUAAAAGAUAGAACGUGUCUUUGCAGUAUGUCGUGUCUUUAUUUUUAUGAGUUAUGGUCUAGAUGUGCUCUAGCACAUGGAAUAAUUUAAAUUUAGAACCAGCAACACUUACUCGUAAGUUGCAUAAUUUUAUAAGUUAAUUUGAAGCCAAUUUUGCUACUUGUUUAUUGAAAAACAGAAACAAUGUUGGUCUAGUAGUUUCAGAGCGUGACUUUAAUUACGUCUUAGGUUCGAACUUCGGCUGUGCACCACACAGUGUAUGACGGUGUUUUACGUUCUCGGAAGUGAUGUCAAAAGUGAAGGAAAACAUCGUGACGAACCCGCAUUGCCUUAGCUUCAAAAGUCGAAGGCUCUGUCACAAAAACCCGAUCACCUAAUUGGCUAUUAGAAAAUACAAAUGAUCGCGAAACAGAUGUAGAAAUAGUAGUCAUAAUAAGGUUGUAGGGCCACUGGUUUUUUUAUUGGAUAACAAAACACGUGACACAACUUGUUCGGUUCAAUGUAUUUGAUUAUAAAAUAUUCUUCUUUAAAAUAUUAAAAUUCUUCAGAUAGAUAAAGUGCAUAUAAAGUUUUUAGAAUAUGAAUUACUA